AUGAACCAACCUUGCAAUGUAAUCUUCGGCCGCGGUACUCCAACCCCACGUACAAGUGAAGGUGGACGUGUUUUAAGGCCGCUUCCAGGGAGAACCAGUGGAACCAUUGCCGACAAUGUCGAUAAGGAACAGCAACGCCUUCACAAGUCAUCCAAAAGUGGGAGCUCCACCGCACAUAAUGCUUCUCCAAAAGCCGAAGUUUCGAAAUCCCAUGUAUGUGGUUAUGGGAAAGGAAUACAUAUGGUGUCAGGUGGUAAUGAUCACAACUCACAUUCUCCACCUCUUAGUAAUGAACCAACAGCUGCAGCUCCGCCUGUGCAGGGCCAAGGAGAUGCAUCACAUGCUUCUCCCAAUGAAGACGACCUCCCUAUUUCGAUGCUAGUCAAAGCAUGCGCAGUAAGUAUUAAAAAAAAGGAGAUAGUUACUUCGGAUAAACGUAAUACAGAGAUUGAGGUUGCUACUGGGACCGGUAAAGAGCCGACUGUUUCUCCAACACAAGGACGUCCAUGUGCUGUAGAAGUUGAGGAAUUGGAAGUGGCUGGCUCUUUCAAACCAUUCAAACAGCUUACACAAGAUAAAGUGAGAGCGUUUCGUAAAACACUAAGUGAAACAUGCGUUGUCUGCUGUAGCUUCCCUUGUCCUUAUGGAGCUACAUGCGGCGGAUGA
Molecule: messenger RNA, 666 nt
Organism: Microthlaspi erraticum
Lineage: Eukaryota; Viridiplantae; Streptophyta; Magnoliopsida; Brassicales; Brassicaceae
Source: the annotation of a GenBank genome assembly